Talaromyces rugulosus is the source of this 1410-nucleotide messenger RNA. RefSeq lists its product as uncharacterized. Gene Ontology annotation, molecular function: lyase activity. The record is from RefSeq and is a predicted model, not a curated record. The transcript has 3 exons. Lineage: Eukaryota; Fungi; Ascomycota; Eurotiomycetes; Eurotiales; Trichocomaceae. The annotation marks the transcript as partial.
GCAAUGGCAACGGCACAUCUGGCUUCUUGGUCUUGCAACUUGACGUAUUCACAACUACCCAGGAAUGUAAUCGACGCAGCUAUCCGAACUUUCUACAAUUGGGCCGGCUGUGCUGUUGGAGGGUCUAACCAUCUCACAACCACUACUGCUCUCAAUGCCUUGGAGCCAUUUUUUGGACAACCAGCUGCAUCUUUACUAGGCGCCGGCGAUCGUUUAGUCGAUGCUCAACAUGCUGCUCUGUUAAAUGGAAUUGCUUCGCAUGUGCAUGAUUACGAUGACACGCACCUGGAUACCAUCAUUCAUCCCGCUGGCCCCGUAGCGAGUGCCUUACUCGCAGUUGCCGAGUGGAAGGUAGGAGCAUCAGGCAAGGACAUUCUGCUUGCACUUGUAUGCGGCAUCGAAGCAGAAUGCAAACUCGGACUAGCAGUUUGGCCAGAGCACUAUGAUAUCGGAUGGCAUAUUACUUCCAGCGCUGGCUCUAUCGGAGCCGCCGUGGCGGUUUCUAAGCUGCUAUCCCUGUCUGUCGAGCAGACUUCGCAUGGCAUUGGCAUUGCUUCAACCCAAGUUACCGGCUUGCGGGAGAUGUUUGGUUCGGAUACAAAGGCAUUUCACACUGGACGUGCUGCACAAAGCGGGCUUCUAGCAGCUGUUCUCGCGCAGCAGGGGUAUACAAGUAGCGGGCAAGCUUUGGAGGCAAAACGCGGUUGGGCAAAUGUGGUCGGAGCCACAAAGGAAGAUGUGCAAGUCAACCUCAAUAAGUGGCUUGGACUUGACACGGAAGAUUUGCAGGAGCAAAGUGAUGUUGGGUUAGCAGGAGGACUGUCGUCUGGCCGGUGGGAAAUCCUGCGCAACAGUUUCAAACCAUAUCCGUGCGGAAUUGUCAUUCAUCCUGUCAUUGAUGGCUGCUGUCAACUCCACUCGGAAAUAAAACGACUUGGCCUAUCUUCAACAAAUAUACAGCAAGUUCAAGUGACUGUCCACCCCUUGGUCGUGGAAUUGACUGGCAAGACGGCCCCUAAAGAUGGUUUAGAAGGUAAAUUCAGCUUCUACCAUGGCGGUGCCAUUGGACUGCUAUAUGGCAAGGCAACUCCCGACGAAUACGAGGAUCAUAUUGUCCAGGACCCUACUGUGGUGGCCAUUCGAGGCCGGAUUCAAGGAACGAUAGAUCCGAAGCUUCGGCCUGAUGAAGCCAAGAUUGUUCUUACCAUGAAUGACGGUUCCGUGCUAGAAAGGCAUGUAGAACAUGCAGUUGGAAGUCUCAAUGCGCCAAUGGAUGAUGAAGCCUUGGAGAAGAAGUUCAAAAAUCAAUGCGCAAAGGUGUUGGCAGAUGUUGAUCUGGCCAGUCAAACUUGUUGGAACAUCGAGGAGAUAAAGCAUAUUCCAGAACUUGGCUGGGCACUCUCGCUAUAA